GAAACUGUUUCGAACAAAACUGAUUUGCUGUUCAUCGAGUGCAUUCAGCAACAGUCGCUCUCUAGAGGACGUCUACUAUAUCUAGCUGAGUGAAAUAUUGAUCAAGGUUAUCAAGGUCGCUCUGAGGCUUCCCGAUCUCCAUAUCUCCGACUCGGAACGCAUGGAAGACGAAGUCGUAGAGGUCGAGGUAAUCAGACAGGCCGACGACUGGGGCCAGGCGUCGAACGUGAGCGCGACGACUGGCUCGAGAGCGGACGGAGGCGACUCAGCGAGCGCCCUCGGACGUGGCCCAUUCUUCAUUCACGGCGGCGACGACGACGAUCUUGGACACGCGACGAGGGCGCCGCUGUGCGGCUGCCACUACUUCUGGAGUCUCACAAUCGGCUGCCUCGCGCUGCUCACUCCGAUAGUGUUUGUGUGCGCGCCUCUAUCGCCGAGCUGGGAAGUGGCGACGGAGACGAAAUCAGAGUGUAACAACGAGUGCGGGACGUUAAUCGUCAGUUUUGGUGUUCGUCUACUCGUUUUGUUUGUCGGCGUGUGCGUCCUGUUGCUGAGAAAGCCACGCGCGACGGGCCCGUCAAUACAUCGGAUGCGGUCACUCGCAUUGCUACUCUGUGUCGUCGUCCUCGUCGCCUAUUGGCUGUUCUUCGGUCUCGUGUUGGCGGGAGAGAAGGAGCCCGACUAUAACGUCAUACUUCGAUUCGCUAACUCUCUACUCGACGCCGAGCUUUUUCUCCACUAUGUCGCCGUCAUCAUGAUCGAGAUUGGGCGCUUGCGCGCGCGAUACAACGUCAAGGUCACGCGCAACUCCGACGGCUGGUCGCGCUCGUACAACGUCGGCCGACAGAGCGUGCAGGAGACGGCCUACGACGUCGUCAACGCUUACUACCGCGACUUUCCCGACGCCCACGCAUCGAUGCUCGCCUUCGCGAGGCAGUCGUCGCCUCGCGCUUACAAAAACCACGUCUCCGGUCUCAAGUUCUACGACAUCGACGUCAUCGGAGAGGCGGACCCGACGUCGGUGAGCAUCUCGAGUCGCUCCCGACGCCCGCCGUCGAACUCCCGACGCGGCGGAAAGAGCCGACGGGUGAAUCUCGACGAGCGCGUCGCCGAGGAGUCGGAGAACGAGAAGAAAAUCGAGCGACGACGCGCACGACUGAUUGCCGCCGUCGACGAGAGUUUCAAUCUCAUCAAACCGACGAGAGCGACGGGCGGCGCGAUGAUGGGCGCCGACGAGGCGGCGGCGGCCAUCUUUCCGAGCAUGGCGCGAGCUCUACAGAAGUACUUACGCGCGACGCGGCAACAGUCGCGCCACAGUGCGGAGUCGGUCGUCAACCACUUGUCGCGCUGUCUGCGACUCGACAUGAGCUCACGCGCCUUCCUCCAGCGCUACUUCGCCGUUCCGACGACAUUAGAAAUAGAACGCGAGCGGGACCGCGAGGCCGACGGCGACGCCACGCCCCACUCGUGGCGCCUCCUCGACCAGUCAGGCGGCAGAGCAAUCUCGGGAGGUUUGGAAUUCCGACUGCAAAACGUCGAGGUGAGUCUCAUCGUCGAGAUAAGCGACCUCCCGGAGUUACGCAUCAUCAAAGGCAAAGAGUACGGGAGAGGUUUCCACCUCAAGGUCAACUCGGAAACGACAGUGUAGAGAGCAGAGUGUUU
Molecule: messenger RNA, 1662 nt
Organism: Corticium candelabrum
Lineage: Eukaryota; Metazoa; Porifera; Homoscleromorpha; Homosclerophorida; Plakinidae
Product: vang-like protein 1
Exons: 2
Coding region: 161-1648 (495 amino acids)
Biological process (GO): multicellular organism development; establishment of planar polarity; Wnt signaling pathway, planar cell polarity pathway
Cellular component (GO): plasma membrane
Source: RefSeq, a predicted model, not a curated record